UGACAAAUCAGGGGGAAGAUGUGACUGAUAUUAAAGUGGAGGAUGAAGAAGAGCGGAUGAUGGGCGAUCCCCCGUGUAAGAGUGAGGUGGAGGAGGACAUUCCAGUCCAUGUGACCACAGGUAUGGAGUAAUGAAUGGAGGAAGGGAAUUGGGAGGUUUCUUCAGAAAAUCCCAGUAAGAACUCUGAGGGAAACUUCAUCUUAUCACUAAAUUAUACAGGAGAAGAUGAAGAUAUCGGGCAUGGCUCUUCAGGAGAAAACCUCAUUACCUGUAAUGUCCAUCCAGGACUUCACAGACCAGAUCUGUCAUAUAAUGCUCCUAAUCAUAAGGAACCUUCUCCUGACCAAUCACAGAUUUCUAACACAAGUACCGGGCCGAAAAAGGUUACAAGUUUUUAUUGUGGGAAAUGUGGAAAAAAGUUCACGAACAUUUCAGGUCUAUAUGCACACAGAAGAAUUCACCCAGUAGAGAUGUUUAAUUCAUGCUCAGAAUGCGGCAAAUGUUUUACAAAAAAGUCAAGUCUUAUUUUACAUCAGAAAAUUCACACAGGGGAGAAAAUAUUUUCAUGUUCCAAAUGUGUUAAAUGUUAUGUACAUAAAUCAAGUCUUGAUGAUCAUAAGAGAAGUCACAAAGUAGAGAACCCGUAUUCAUGUGCAGAAUGUGGGAAAGGUUUUAUAUAUAAAUCACAGCUUGCUGAUCAUGAGAGAAUUCACACAGGAGAGAUGCCGUAUUCAUGUGCAGAAUGUGGGAAAGGUUUUCUUUAUAAAGGGAGCCUCAAGGUGCAUCAGAGAAGUCACACAGAAGAAAAAACAUUUAUAUGCUCCAAAUGUGGUGACUGUUUUACACGAAAGUCAAGUCUCACUACACAUGAGAAAGUUCACAUUGGAGAGAAGCCAUUUUGAUUUUCUUUAUGUGAAAAAGAAAAUCUGAAUUUGAAACUCAUCUGAGAAUUUACACAUAGAAGAAACUAAAUUCUUGUUUGGAAUGUGGAAGUGUUUACAUGCAUUAGCCUAUAUGAGAGUAUAUUUUUCUGUGGAAUUACCCUGGGUCUGCCGAAGAGCCAAAUUAUAUUUCUCUGAGGUCAACAGUGACCAGGAUCCAUGGAGGAAAAGUAUUGAAGAAGAAGAAGAAGAGCGUUGUUUACUGUCAGAGCAGUGAAGAUGAAUUGUCCCCAUGGACCUUGCUUCUUACUGUAUUUAUACCUCCGCCAACACUGCAGGAGAAUCCAGAGGGACACAGUGAGAAACGGAAGGACAUCUCCUGUAGACUUUUAUGUAACCUAUGUGGACAUAUGGAAUGGGUAUUUGCUCUUCAUUAAUACAAUAUAUGAAGAUAAAGGUGAUGGGGAAAGUAACAGUCUGAGUUGACAAUAAUUUGUUUAAAAACCCAGAUCUUCUAUUUCCUUCCAUUUCCUUCUCUUUGCCUCAUUCACACUUGUGUAUUCUGGUCAGUAUCGUACACCAGUAUUUGUAGGAUAAAACUAGGAGUAGCUCCCGAACAUGGAAGACUUUCCAUUAUACUUUUCUCUGUUUUAUUCCGUUCCCUGUUACGGCUUACAGAUACUGAUACAAGAUACCGACCGAAAUACAAAAGUGUGAAUGAGGCCUUACUGUCUAUUGGUCUCUUCCAAUGGAGCUUUUAUUGCCUACUCUCCUAUAGAGAUCAUGCACAGCCAGUUAUACAUCUCAUAUCUUCCUUGGUGGUCUGUUGAGGUCUUCAUUCAUCUAGGUCAGACUAAUGAUAUAUCAGUAGUAAUAAAUCAGAGCAACUGGACAUGUAUUUGUUUUUCUCGAAGACUUUUCACUGGUCAUCUGAAUUGCUUUCUCAAUUAGAAUGGCUAGUACAAGAAAUCUCCGGCAAUAUACACUGCCACUUACAAUGCUGUCCUAACACCUCUCCUGAUGCAGUACAAUUACACCUAAUAACAUCAUUAAUGCAAAUGCAAUCAACACCUUACCUCCAUGGCUGAACCAUGAAUCACUAGUGUCGGAGAUUUCUCAUAUAAGGUAUUGUAAUUUACAAAGACAGUCGGAUGACUUGUGAAACACCAGUCCAGUUGCUCUGACUUAAUACUACUGACAUUCCUUGAUGAGUUUCUCACAAAUAGAGGAAAAUACAAGUAGCGCUCAGGGAUCACCAAGUAAAUAACUUUAUACACUCUGACACAAAAAUAACACACCAAAAAGAGUUGUUGGAAUGAAGCUUUCUCUGUGUGAAUGUAAUGAUGAUAAAUGUGAGUGAUUAUAUAAUAUUGGAAUGGAAGUCCCAUGGUCAAUUGAUGUCAUCACUGUAAGUCAGCGUGUUCCAAGCACACGCACCAGGAUUUUUAGCCUUAGGAAACCUACCAAAUUAUAUAUUGGUUGGCCUGAUAAUAUUUCAUAUUUGUGUUUG
Bufo bufo (common toad) is the source of this 2391-nucleotide messenger RNA. Its product is annotated as gastrula zinc finger protein XlCGF67.1-like. The record is from RefSeq and is a predicted model, not a curated record. The transcript is spliced from 2 exons. NCBI's taxonomy places the organism in Eukaryota, Metazoa, Chordata, Amphibia, Anura, Bufonidae. Bases 135 to 902 code for a protein of 255 amino acids.